Drosophila montana is the source of this 923-nucleotide messenger RNA. RefSeq names its product mitochondrial ribosomal protein S2 (gene mRpS2). Lineage: Eukaryota; Metazoa; Arthropoda; Insecta; Diptera; Drosophilidae. The coding region runs from base 82 to 897 and encodes 271 amino acids. The transcript has 2 exons. Gene Ontology annotation, molecular function: structural constituent of ribosome. The record is from RefSeq and is a predicted model, not a curated record. Gene Ontology annotation, cellular component: mitochondrial small ribosomal subunit; ribosome. Gene Ontology annotation, biological process: translation.
UAUUUUGGUAUUUUUGUGAUUCACGCCUACGGUCACACUAGUUGCAUGUUAUGAAAACAGCGGCCCGCUGCACGCGCAAAAAUGUUCCGCAAAACCUUCAAUAACCUGCCACACUUUAGACAGCUGUGUGCGCUACCGGCGCGACUACAGAACACACAAGCUGCCCAGGUGCCAGCGCCCGCCGAGCCGGAGGAUAUUGAUGUCAUAGAGCAGCGCCUCCUGAAGCAUCCGGAUUACUUUCAGGUGCACAAUUUAUUCACUGUGCGUGAUUUGUUCAAUGCGCGCGUGCACUAUGGCCACAAGGAGGGCUCCCUCGACGAUCGCAUGCGACCGUAUUUGUACGGCAGCCGGCUGGGUCACCUGAUCUUCGAUCUGGACAAGACGGCCGCCCAUUUGCGGGAUGCCCUCAAUGUUGUGGCCCACAUCGCCUUUCGGGAUGGCAUCAUUUUGUUUUUCAAUCGGAAUGCGUUGAACGCGCAUCUCGUCGAGCAGAAGGCCAUGGAGGCCGGCGAGUUCUCGCACACGCGGUUCUGGCGUGGCGGCAUCUUUACCAAUGCCAAUGUCCAGUUUCAUGCUGUCACCCGGCUGCCGGAUCUGUGCAUUUUCCUCAACACACAGAACAAUGUGCUCGCCCAGCACACAGCUGUCCGGGAUGCGGCCAAAAUGGCCAUACCCACAGUUGGCAUUGUCGACACCAAUUGCAAUCCCAAUCUGAUCACAUAUCCGGUGCCGGGCAACGAUGACUCACCCGCCGCCGUGGAGCUCUACUGCAAUCUGUUCAAGGAGGCCAUCUGGCGCGGCAAGCGCAAGCGACGCGAGCUCCUGGGCCUGCCGCCCCUCGACGAAGCUCAGCUCAAAACCAGUCGCAGUCGCGCGCCUAAAGCCAACCAAAGCUAAGCUUAAUAUAUAGUUAUAUAUAUGUU